Messenger RNA from Agrilus planipennis (emerald ash borer), 3519 nucleotides. RefSeq names its product AP-3 complex subunit beta-2 (gene rb). Gene Ontology annotation, cellular component: membrane coat; AP-3 adaptor complex. NCBI's taxonomy places the organism in Eukaryota, Metazoa, Arthropoda, Insecta, Coleoptera, Buprestidae. The coding region runs from base 336 to 3398 and encodes 1020 amino acids. The transcript has 17 exons. Gene Ontology annotation, biological process: vesicle-mediated transport; intracellular protein transport. The record is from RefSeq and is a predicted model, not a curated record.
UUUUGCUAAAAACGAGUUUAACUUCUACCUGUUGGAUGAUAUGCUGUUGCCGGAUUGGCUCAGGUGCAGGUGAAUUUGGGUUCAUCCAAUUUUGUUAUGUAUUCGAAACGUUAAGGUGCCAUUCAAUCAUUUUAUUUUCGCGAAAAGUUGGUGGCGUUCGCGGUCGGUAGUGAUGUGAAAUGUAUUUGGUGAUUAGUUACGAAAUGAUAUGGUCGAUGGUCUCCCCUGUCAAUCUGAACAGAACGUGGACCGUGCACCCACAACACCCUGGACAUCCGACGCGGGACAGAUCAAGGUUUCGGUGAACCCCAUGGUGGUCUAGCCGACGCCUCAAAAUGUUGUCUUCAGCUACAGCAACCAUGUCAAAUAACGGAAAUUAUGGAAAUGAGAGAAGUUUGCCUGGAGACACUGAAUUUGGUGUUGACCCUGCCGCAGGGGGCUUCUUUAAUUCUGAUUAUAAAAGGUAUGAUGAUUUAAAAGAAAUGCUGGAUUCAAAUAAAGAUAGUUUGAAACUAGAAGCAAUGAAAAGAAUUAUUGGAAUGGUUGCCAAAGGAAAAAAUGCUUCUGAUUUAUUUCCUGCUGUUGUUAAAAAUGUUGUAUCAAAAAACAUUGAAGUUAAGAAACUAGUAUAUGUUUAUUUAGUAAGAUAUGCAGAAGAACAACAGGACCUUGCACUAUUAUCAAUUUCCUCAUUUCAAAGAGCCUUAAAAGAACCAAAUCAGCUUAUUAGAGCUGGUGCUUUACGUGUCUUGUCCAGCAUAAGGGUGUCAAUAAUAGUACCAAUAGUUAUGCUUGCAAUAAAAGAUGCAGCAGCUGACAUGUCACCUUAUGUAAGAAAAACAGCUGCUCAUGCCAUUCCAAAACUCUACAGUCUUGACAAAGAGCAAAAACCAGAACUUAUCACCCUUAUUCAGAAACUACUGGCCGAUAGGACAGUGUUAGUAAUGGGCUCAGCUGUAAUGGCUUAUACAGAGGUGUGUCCUGAAAGAGUAGAUUUAAUUCAUCAAGUUUACCGUAAACUUUGUGCCUUAUUAGUAGAUGUAGAUGAGUGGGGACAAGUUGUUAUAGUCAAUAUGCUAACCAGAUAUGCAAGAAGCCAAUUUACCAACCCUAAUUUGCAUGACUAUGAUUACAAUGAAAACAAUUUUUACGACUCCGGUUCAUCAGAAAAAUCUGAGAAUAUAAGACCUCCUCCUUUAGACCCUGACCAUCGUUUAUUACUGCGCUCUACGCGACCUUUACUGCAGUCUCGUAAUGCUGCAGUUGUGAUGGCUGUAGCACAGUUAUAUCAUCAUUGUGCUCCUAAAAGUGAAGGACCUCUUGCCGCAAGAGCCUUGGUUAGAAUUUUAAGAUCGCAUGUCGAAGUGCAAAGCAUCGUCUUGGACAGUAUAGCAUCGAUUAGUUCGCAAAAGAAAGAACUGUUCCAACCAUAUAUAAAAAACUUUUUCAUUAGAACAUCCGAUCCAACAAGAAUUAAAGUACUUAAGUUAGAUAUACUGACUAAUUUGGCCACAGAAUCAAACGUUUCUACCAUACUCAGGGAACUUCAAACUUACAUUUCAAAUAGCGACAAAGUUUUUGUCGCUGCUACGAUACAAGCGAUUGGGAGAUGCGCUUGUGCUAUAUCCGAAAUUACAGAUUCGUGCUUAAGUGGGCUAGUCUCUUUAUUAUCAAAUAAAGACGAGGCUGUGGUUGCAGAAAGUGUAAUAGUUAUAAAGAGAUUAAUUCAGACUCAAGCAGCUGACCCAAAAGAUAUUAUAAUUCAUAUAGUAAAGCUUUUAGACAGUAUCACUGUUGCUCAAGCUCGAGCAGCAAUAUUAUGGUUGUUAGGAGAACAUUCGAAUCGUGUACCUACCGUGGCCCCCGACAUUCUUCGAAAAGUAGCCAAAACUUUUUCUGACGAAAACGGUAUUGUUAAAUUACAAGUACUUAACUUAGCUAUAAAGCUUUACAUAACUAAUCCCAAACAAACGGAGCUUUUAUGUCAAUAUGUAUUUAAUCUUGCCAAAUACGAUCAAAACUAUGAUAUCCGUGACAGGGCUCGUCUUCUAAAACAAUUCAUACUGGACCCCAAAGGACGAAUUACUUCUUGUGUUAGUAAAAUAUUCCUAGCACAUAAACCUGCUCCACAACUGGUUACUCGUUUUAAAGACUAUGAAGAUUUACAAUUGGGUUCUCUGAGUCAUUACAUUAACACAAGAGCUGUAGGAUAUGAACCGUUGCCUCCAUUCCCGAAAAAUCCUCCUUCAGGGCAUGUAAGAGAAGUGGAGGCGUUCCCACUUAACGAGGCAAAGGGAACCCCUAAACAAGAAAAGACGAAAAUGUUUGCAAAUAUAUCAGACAUUAGUUCUUCUGCAGAUUGUUCUUCUAGUGAAACAGAGUCAUCGUCAUCAGGAAGUGAAGAUGUAGAAAGGGAAGACGAAGAAGAUGAGGACGAUGAGGAAGAAGACGGCAAUUCAGCACAAAAUAGUUCAAACGAAAAAACAGAUUCAGGAAAUUCCUCAGAAAGUGAGUCAUCUGAAAGUUCUUGUUCUGAAAAGAAGCCAGAAGAUGAAUUAAAAGAAAGUGAAACUGUUUUAAGAAAAGGAAAAGUAAAUUUAAAUUUGGAUCUACUACUAAACAUAGACGAUAUGCCAACAGUCCCAGUAAUGACACCGUCCUAUGGUAGGUUCUUAAUACCUGCAGACGGCAUGCCUAUAGCUUCUCCUGUGACAGCAGUAGCUCCAAAUUUCGUAUCCACUACAGGUAUCGAACUUUUGAACAGAAUACACGGAAAAGGUUUAAGUGUUACUUAUCGAUUUACUAGAAAUCCCCAUUUAUUUUCUCCUUCCAUGACCAAUAUAGGACUUGUUUUUACUAAUCAUGGUACAGAGAACGUCUGUAAUAUACAUCUCGAGAAAAAGAAUUUACCAAUGGGUGUAACUUUACAUGAAUUUGCACUUAUUACUUGCCUGGGGCCCAACUGUAGUUUGCCUGGUACCAUAGGGAUUGAUUUUAAUGACACAACUGUAUCAGUGCCUUUUCAAAUAGUUUCUUCACUAGGAACGUGUGAUGUGGCUAUAAAACCACCGGUGGGUGAACUUUUAAAACCAGUUUCCAUGUCCGAAGAGACAUUCCUUAAUGAGCAGUCAAAAUUGCGUGGCAUGAACGAGCAUAUUUGCGUAGUAAGGACGUUAAAAAAGGAUUUCAGUCGAACUAUAUUUCAGGUUGCCAAUGUAGGAGCAUGCCCUAGUAGUACAAGUGAUACUUCUAGGUUUGCUGGCCAAACAUUGACUUCAUCUUCUAUUGUUUUGGUGACGUUAAAUUGGAAGCCUGAGGAGGUUUGUAUAACAGUAAAUUCCGAAAAGGUUGUUACUGGAUCAAUGUUAAUAAAUGAACUCAAAUCAUGGUUUAAGUAAAUUUAUUUUUUUAUGUAAAUUUUAAAUAUUCACUGUAUUGAUGUUUUAUAUUUGUUUAAUUUAGUUAUUCAAAACAGAAUACAUUUAUUUUGUGUAUUUUCAAUAAAGUUCUCUUAAAGAA